AUUGACCAAAAAUGCGAUUAUAUUAAUUAUCUUCUCAAGUUUAAAUCUUCAAGCUAUAUAGAAAGUUACCUAGUCAAUAGAGAUACUGAAUCCAGAGUACUCAUUCAAACCAUCAAGAUGUCGCAGCCACGCGUAUUCCAGUUGACCGGUACGUGCAACAAUUAUCCCUGGGGAAAGAAGGGAAACCAGUCUCUAGCUGCACAACUAUGCUCUCAAACUCCCGGCAUCGAUUUCCGUAUCAACGACGAUGAAUUCUAUUCGGAGAUGUGGUUUGGGGAUUAUCCAGAUUUCCCAGCCCGCAAAUUAGAUACCGGCGAAUUAUUGAGUGACGUUCUUCAGCGUAACAAGGAGCAACUCUUGGGGGAAAGGGUCAUCGCGGGGCUCGACAGUCAAUUGCCCUACUUGCCCAAGAUCUUGUCAAUUGCGAAAGCCCUUCCCUUACAACUACAUCCCAAUAAGGAACUCGCUAGUAAACUUCAUGAGAAAGACCCGGGAAGUUUUACGGACCCUAAUCACAAACCUGAGAUUGCGGUGGCGUUAUCCAAAUUCGAGCUAUUCGCUGGAUUCAAACCUCUAGACCAGAUAGCGCCCCUAUUUAAACUGCAACCACUCCAGCAGUUCAAUCCGGAGCAACCGGACGAACGGACGGAUGAGACACUACGGGAAGUCACUAGAAAUUUACUCAAAUCUGACCUUGAGACGGUUAAAAAGGUUCAAACGGAGUUGUCGGAGAUCCCGGAAGACCAAUUAGGCGAUACCGCCUACAUCUUAGAUCUUCUUCCUCGGCUUCAAGACCAAUACGGCCCAGAAGAUGCAGGCAGUCUAGUCGCCCUGUUAUGCAUGAACUUCUUAGUUUUCGGUCCCGGGGACGCGGUAUGGAUUCCUGCAGACGGUAUCCAUGCAUAUUUGGCCGGUGAUAUCGUCGAGUGCAUGGCUCGAAGCAAUAAUGUACUUAACGCCGGUUUCUGUCCUCCAGGUGAUCGUAACAACGCCGACACCUUCGCGGACACAUUAACUUUCAAGGCUCACAGUAAGGAUGAUGUCUGUCUCCCGAGCCAGAAGUCGGAAAAAAGUAAAAGGGGGAAGACGGUAGUAUACAGGCCGCCGAUAAGCGAAUUCGACAUGCUCAAGACAGAUCUGGGUGCGGGAGAGGGUGAACAGCUCAUCCCAAGCGAAGGACCGGGCGUCAUGAUCGUGACUUCGGGGUCUGGGGUGAUGUAUGCCGAAGAAAGAUACCAUCAGCUAAAGGAGGGUUUUAUCUUCUUCGUUGCGCCGGGUGUUCCGGUCGAGUGGGAGAGUCAGCACGGGAUGCAGAUUCAUAUGGCUGUCGUAUAGAAUAGAUUGUGACAGAAGCUUAUAUCGUCUGAAGUUACAUGGCGAUGUCUUACAUCAGAGCGGAUUGUCGAAGAUCUAAUCUAACGAGGAAUAAACGACCUUGGCGUCACUGUCAUACGAUGCAUAGUGGUCAUAUUAAGCAGGAGCAGCUAUUUGCUUUGAACACGAUCACAACAAUACCAUCUAUAAAUGAUAGCUUUAAGGGAAUGGUUAUAUAGUAGAGAUUGCUACACGC
Molecule: messenger RNA, 1570 nt
Organism: Annulohypoxylon maeteangense
Lineage: Eukaryota; Fungi; Ascomycota; Sordariomycetes; Xylariales; Hypoxylaceae
Product: mannose-6-phosphate isomerase
Exons: 2
Coding region: 118-1335 (405 amino acids)
Biological process (GO): GDP-mannose biosynthetic process; carbohydrate metabolic process
Cellular component (GO): cytosol
Molecular function (GO): mannose-6-phosphate isomerase activity; zinc ion binding
Source: RefSeq, a predicted model, not a curated record